Molecule: messenger RNA, 267 nt
Organism: Nipponia nippon (crested ibis)
Lineage: Eukaryota; Metazoa; Chordata; Aves; Pelecaniformes; Threskiornithidae
Source: RefSeq, a predicted model, not a curated record
AUGCCCAGCGGUGCCACCCCCCUGCACUGCAUCAGCUACUGCAGCCACCUUGCCGUCACCUGGCUCCUGCUAGCUCACGGUGCCAACCCGGCCACCGCCAACGAGGACAGCUGCACCAGCCUGCACAAGGCGGCUAAACAAGGCCACCGGGAGCUCUGCACCCUGCUCCUGUGGUACAGCCCAGCGCUGGCUGGUGUCUGCGAUGCCAAGGGCCAGUGGCCCCGUGACGUGGCCGACCUGGUGGUGCAGGACCUGCUGGACACCUGA